AUGUCUUGGGAUGUGCGUCCUGUAUCAUUCAGCCUGAUUUUUCCUCGACGUAGUCCGGUUGGCUUCUGCUCCUCCGAAUGCGAACAGGCGACAUGGACAAUGGAUUGGCACUCGGGGCAAGCCGAAUCACCUGGAGAAAUGGUGAACAGGCCGGAGCUCGAUCAGUUCCACCGAUUCGAGUGUGGGCAACGUAAGCGAAUCAUGCUGACCGACGUGGGCGGUUUGCAGUGGCUCAAGUCGAUCGACAGCGCCGCAACGGCUUCCGCGACGCUACAGCGCUAUCGCAAGUGGUUGCGCAAGGUUGAUCCUAUCCAAUCCGAUGCCCUGAAUAUUCGCGAUGUAUUGUUGGCAUUCGCGUGUGUCGCUCGCACUCACUGGCGUACCAUUUGGAGAUUGGUGAAGGACCUGCCAAAUGAAGAAAUCCACAAUCCUACACAAUCGGGAUGUCGAGCGAAACGAUCAUCUUCCCUGUUCGCAUUUUCUGGCCAGGAGACCAUGUCAGCUGCUGGUAUUCAGAUGGGAACAUAUGAGUCCGUGAGUUGGAGACGUGCUGGAUACCAAACGCGUUCUGCGGAAGACUUGUGGCAACGAACAGUGGCUGCAGUAUUCCUGGCCCAUUGCCUCUCCGCUGGUGGCUACCCACUGGAUUGGCAGGAUGAUCCUAUGUUGAAUCCCGCAAUGGCUCACACAGACGCCAAUCGCUCCACACUCCCGGCAUCUUGGGCUGCUGCUUGUCUGUUAUAUCACCUGCAAUCAGUUCCAUGUUCAGCCCACGGCAGGACAAACAUAUGGUACGAGGAGCAAUAUUCGGAGGCGAGCUCACCUGGAACCGACUGGGAUCGAAUUGAAAUCGGUUCAGUAGCCGGCGGAAUAUAUUCUAUGUUAACUUUGGUCUCAAACUCUUGUCACCAGAACAGCGUCAUCAUUACAAUGGAUGGGAUCGGUGAAGGUUUAUUUGCACGCAGGACGAUUAAAGCCGGAACGGAGAUUACACUGAGCCUCGGCAACAGGUAUGACAGCACUCCGAAACAGGAGCGACGCAACAAAUUACGCAAGCGGUAUGGCAUUGAUUGCCAGUGUAUAGCAUGUCGCCAUAACUGGCCCCUGGAAAAUCCAAUGAUAUUCACACUCCGGUGUCAGUGUUGCGGGAGGCAGAUUGCAAUGUAUGGAUUCAAGCCGGCAGCUCACGAAGGUCCUUCUGGAUGCCGAUGCCCAAUGCGCAUCAAGCACGCUCAGGUGUUGGCGAGCGCAUUGCUCCACGAUCAGCUGAUCGCCAAACGGUUCUCUGUUAUCCGCACUUUUGAACGCAUUCCUUUUCAUCAGAUAUCCGCCUCUACAUUGGACAAGUGCAUCGCCGAAGUUGUGCAGGAAAUCAAGAAGGUCGAAGAGCAGGACUUUUUUCAGGAGCCAUGUGACACUUUAGGUGUUCUGGAAGAUUUGCUUCGUCAGCUGCUGAAUGCUCGUCAUGGGCAGUGUUAUACGUUGUCUGUGGAGCUGAGUAAAACUCCUCCCAACAACCGAUGCAGCUUGCUCUGAGGUGCCGAAUGGCUUUGAAGAUUGACAGUGUCCGUCUUUGCAAUUACAACUACCUUUGUACAACUGAGUUCUCCAGAUUGUCAAUUGUGUUCUUACAUUGUAACAAAGGUAUGUAUGGACGAAUCGUUAUACGGUUCCGGAAAGUUACGGUUUUGCAGACUUUGAACAC
Molecule: messenger RNA, 1705 nt
Organism: Dicrocoelium dendriticum
Lineage: Eukaryota; Metazoa; Platyhelminthes; Trematoda; Plagiorchiida; Dicrocoeliidae
Source: the annotation of a GenBank genome assembly